Molecule: messenger RNA, 1997 nt
Organism: Harmonia axyridis
Lineage: Eukaryota; Metazoa; Arthropoda; Insecta; Coleoptera; Coccinellidae
Gene: pit
Product: probable ATP-dependent RNA helicase pitchoune
Exons: 10
Coding region: 77-1888 (603 amino acids)
Biological process (GO): maturation of LSU-rRNA from tricistronic rRNA transcript (SSU-rRNA, 5.8S rRNA, LSU-rRNA)
Cellular component (GO): nucleolus
Molecular function (GO): nucleic acid binding; RNA helicase activity; ATP binding
Source: RefSeq, a predicted model, not a curated record
UAGUUAACCUCAAACCUGUAUAUUUCAUACAUAGUCGGUCUGAAUAAAACACGUGUGCUUUCUUAGUUCUAGAAUUAUGUCUAACUUAGAAGGAAAAAAAGGUAAAAAACGCAAGUUGAAAAUAGUUCAAGAUGAAGGAAUCAAAAAAGAUGAAUCAAAUGGAAUAGCAAAAAAGAAAGAGGAUACAAUUGCGAAGAAUGAUGAUACAAUUACAAAGAAUGACGAAAGGAAAAAACGACCCAAGAAAAAAAAAAACAAUAUUUCUAAUGGUUGUGAGAGUGAAGAAGAAACCACUGGUGAUGCACCCCCCAAAAAAAAACUGAAAUCGUCUGAGGGAGCCAAAAAUAAUACAUCUGCUGACAAUGAUUCUGCACCAAACUUCAACAUUCCGAUUACGUAUGAAACAGAGUUUGCAGCACUAGAUAUUUGUGAAGAGACAAAAAAUGGAAUCGUUGAUAUGGGAUUUACUAAAAUGACAGAAAUUCAAGCUAAAAGUAUUCCCCCUCUGUUAGAAGGCAGAGAUUUAGUAGGCGCAGCGAAAACAGGGUCGGGAAAAACCUUAGCAUUCCUUAUACCUGCGAUAGAAAUGAUCUUCAAAAUGAAGAUAUCACCAAGACAUGGUACUAUGGUGAUGAUUAUUUCCCCUACCAGAGAAUUAUCAAUGCAGACUUUUGGUGUCCUUAAAGAACUUUUAAAAUACCAUUCUCUUACAUAUGGCUUAGUUAUGGGAGGUGCUAAUAGAACGAUGGAAGCCCAAAAACUGUCCAAAGGUAUCAAUAUACUUGUUGCGACACCUGGAAGGUUAUUAGAUCAUAUGCAAAACACACCGGACUUCUUAUAUAGGAAUUUGCAAUGCUUAGUUAUUGAUGAAGCUGAUAGAAUUUUGGACAUUGGCUUUGAAGAGGAUAUGAAUCAGAUUAUAAAACUCAUACCAAAAAAUCGUCAAACUAUGCUAUUCAGCGCCACUCACACUGAAAAAACUGAGGCCUUGACCAAAUUUGCGCUAAAGAAAGAACCUAUAUAUGUUGGGGUAGAUGACAACAAGGAAACUGCUACUGUGGCAGGUUUGGAACAGGGUUAUGUUGUAUGUCCAUCAGAAAAAAGAUUGAUGGUUCUUUUCACAUUUUUGAAGAGAAAUAGAAAGAAGAAGGUCAUGGUGUUCUUCAAUAGUUGUAUGUCUGUCAAAUUCCAUCACGAACUAUUUAAUUAUAUAGAUAUGCCUGUAAUGAGUAUACAUGGUAAGCAAAAGCAGAUGAAACGGUCAUCAACAUUCUUCGAAUUCUGUAAUGCCGAAUCAGGUAUACUUUUGUGUACUGACGUUGCUGCUAGAGGUCUUGAUAUUCCAGCAGUUGAUUGGAUCGUACAGUAUGAUCCUCCAGGUGAUCCAAAAGAAUACAUUCAUCGCGUAGGACGAACAGCCAGGGGUGAAGGAAGUAGUGGACAUGCACUACUAAUUUUGAGACCUGAGGAACUAGGUUUCCUUUGGUAUUUGAAACAAGCUAGAGUACCACUCAAUGAAUAUGAGUUUGUCUGGAGUAAAGUUGCUAAUAUUCAGUUACAGUUGGAGACACUGAUAAGUAAAAAUUAUUUCCUACAUAUGUCAGCAAAAGAAGCUUUUAAGAGUUAUGUGAGAGCAUAUGACUCUCACUCUCUGAAAACAAUAUUCGACAUAAAUACGUUGGACCUAAUUGAAGUUGGGAAGUCUUUUGGCUUCACAACACCACCAGCGGUGGAUCUGAAUGUUAAAGGGACCAGGCCAGAGAAAAGAAGAGGAGGAGGUGGUUUUGGAUCUUAUAAAAAUCUGAACUCUCUUGAAAAUAAAAAGUUGGUAUACCGACAAGUACAGAAGAAAAAUAAUGGAAAUGAUCGCAGGCAAUUCACAAGAUAAUUUUGCAACUAUUGCAAAUUGUGAAAAAUAUAAUUUAUUACUUGUUAUAAGAACGUUCAUUUGUAAAUAUAUUUUAUACAUCAUGAAUAAAGAGUAAUAUUCACUGUCA